Musa acuminata subsp. malaccensis (wild Malaysian banana) is the source of this 721-nucleotide messenger RNA. Its product is annotated as auxin-responsive protein SAUR36-like. Lineage: Eukaryota; Viridiplantae; Streptophyta; Magnoliopsida; Zingiberales; Musaceae. Gene Ontology annotation, biological process: response to auxin. The record is from RefSeq and is a predicted model, not a curated record.
CCUUCCCCUAAUCCGCCUCUUUUAUAUGUCGCUUCCUCUCCCCUCCUCUCACACGCGCACAGAGAAGGAAUGGAUGUCUGAACCGAGUCUUUUCUCGUCGUCAUUGGGACAUCAAUCGACUCCUUUGGCCGUCACGAUGAAGCGAUACAGAGGAGGGUUCAGGUUGGGCCGCCGUCUCGUGAGAAUCUGGCGGCGGGUCUUCCGCCUCGAAGGUGGCUACCACCGCCGCCCCGGCCCCGCCCCUUCCUCGGCCAUCUCCAAUGCUCGCCGCCGGAUCGAGAGCUCCGCGGUGGCCACGAGGCUCUUCGAUUGGGGCCGGAGCCUCUCCCGCCGCCUCCGCCGCCGCGGCGAAGACCGGGCGCCGCUCCUGGAGGAGGAUGCGUGGGGGGCGCCUCCCAAGGGGCACCUCGCGGUGUACGUCGGCGGGGGGCAGCCGCGGCGGUACGUGGUGCCGGUCAUCUACUUCAACCACCCUUUGUUCGGGGAGCUGCUGCGGGAGGCGGAGGAGGAGUUCGGGUUCCAGCACCCCGGCGGCAUCACCAUCCCCUGCCCUGCCGCCAAGUUCGAGCUCAUCCGGACCCGUAUCGCUGCCGCCGGCUGCCAUCUCCGCCGGAAGAGCAGCAGCAGCAAAUUCUUACCACUCUAAAGCAGCCUUUUACUCUCUCUCCUCUUCAUUUAUGGUGUUGUUAUUGUCACAUUAAUCUCAUGUAUAAUAUCAAAA